CCCGUGGCUCUUUCUGCCUUUUGUUACCCGCUUCAACAACCCGCGAGACAACUCUACCCGCGAAUAGCGUAAAUUGAUUUUCUGCUUUCAUUAGUACACGCCGGGCUCCCCGGCUGUUAACGAAAGUGCGGCUGCGAACGAGCAGGCGCGCGCGGGGCUCGGGGGAGGCGCGCUCGAGCUCCCGGCGGCGACGACUACGACGACCAGGAGGGAGGACGGAGGCGGCGCCUGAAGCAGCGGCGGAGCCCAUGCCCCGGGACGGCGGGCGGGCCCGGAGAGACAAGUCCGGGGCCCGGGACAUGUCCCCGGGGCCCCCGUGAAGAGGCGGCGGCGGCGAUGGAGACCCCGCCGCAGGAGGGGCCGCCCGGGCCGGGCGCGGACGGCGACGCCGAGGAGGCCCCCGCCGAGGCCCGGUCUCCCAGCCCUGCAUCGUCCCCCGCCGACGGGCGCCUCAAGGCUGCGGCCAAGCGCGUCACGUUCCCCUCCGACGAGGAUAUCGUGUCCGGAGCGGUGGAGCCCAAAGACCCCUGGAGACACGCCCAGAACGUGACCGUGGAUGAGGUCAUUGGUGCCUACAAGCAGGCCUGCCAGAAGCUGAACUGCAGACAGAUCCCGAAGCUCCUCCGGCAGCUCCAGGAGUUCACAGAUCUCGGGCACCGCAUCGACUGUCUGGACCUGAAAGGCGAGAAACUCGACUACAAGACCUGUGAGGCCCUGGAAGAGGUCUUCAAGAGGCUACAGUUCAAGGUCGUGGACCUGGAGCAGACAAACCUGGACGAAGAUGGCGCCUCGGCCCUCUUCGACAUGAUCGAAUACUACGAGUCGGCCACCCACCUCAACAUCUCCUUCAACAAGCACAUCGGCACCCGGGGCUGGCAGGCCGCGGCCCACAUGAUGCGCAAGACCAGCUGCCUGCAGUACCUGGAUGCCCGCAACACGCCCCUGCUGGACCACUCGGCACCGUUCGUGGCCCGCGCCCUGCGCAUCCGCAGCAGCCUCGCGGUGCUGCAUCUGGAGAACGCCAGCCUGUCGGGGCGACCGCUGAUGCUGCUCGCCACAGCGCUGAAGAUGAACGUGAAUCUGCGGGAGCUGUACUUGGCCGACAACAAGCUCAACGGCCUGCAAGACUCGGCCCAGCUGGGCAACCUCCUCAAGUUCAACUGCUCCCUGCAGAUCCUGGACCUCCGUAACAACCACGUGCUGGACUCAGGUCUGGCCUACAUCUGCGAGGGUCUCAAGGAGCAGAAGAAGGGGCUGGAGACCCUGGUGCUGUGGAACAACCAGCUCACGCACACGGGCAUGGCCUUCCUGGGCAUGACGCUGCCGCACACACAGAGCCUGGAGACGCUGAACCUGGGCCACAACCCCAUCGGGAACGAGGGCGUGCGGAACCUCAAGAACGGCCUCAUCAGCAACCGCAGCGUGCUGCGCCUGGGCCUGACCGCCACCAAGCUCACGUGCGAGGGCGCGGUGGCGGUGGCAGAGUUCAUCGCCGAGAGCCCCCGCCUCCUGAGACUGGACCUUCGGGAGAACGAGAUCAAGACGGGCGGGCUCAUGGCACUGUCGUUGGCCCUCAAGGUGAACCGCUCACUGCUGCGCCUGGACCUUGACCGUGAGCCCAAGAAGGAGGCGGUGAAGAGCUUCAUCGAGACGCAGAAGGCGCUGCUCGCCGAGAUCCAGAACGGCUGCAAGCAGAACUUCAUGCUGGCUCGGGAGCAGGAGGAGAAGGAGCAGCGGCUGCAGCUGUCGGCCUCCAUGCCCGAGAUCACCGUCACCGAGCCCCAGCCCGACGAGGAGCCCGGGGACGAGCCCGCCGCCAAGGCCCAGGAGAACGGGGCCCCGGACCCCGCUGCCGGGCCGGACUCGGACUCGGACUCAGACUCUGAGGAGGAGGAUGGGGAGAGGGCCGAGGCCCCCUGCCCCGCCCUGGUGCCCCCCUCGGACUCCCUGGGCCCUGGGGACAGGAGCCCCCCAGGCAGCCCCUCCUCCCCCACCGAGCAGCGCAUUUCUGUGUCCAGCCCGGGCCGGGGCCACAAAGUAUUUGUGGUGACCCGGGUGGAGAGUCCACCUGAGAGGGCAGAGCCCCCUGUGCCUCCCACCCCUCCCGCCUCCCCUGCCCCCCCUGCCCCUCCUCGUCCUCCCUCCCCUCCUGCCUCAGCCUCCCCUCCCGCCUCAGCCUCCCCUCCCGCCUCACCUGCCCUGCCACCAGCCGAGGCCGUCAGCACUCAGGACCCGGGGGUGUCGGAGCCUCAGUCGCAGCUGGAGCCGCCUCAGUCAGGGCCACCACUGCCCAACGGCCUAAAGCCCGAGUUUGCCCUCGCCCUGCCCCCGGAGCCGCCCCCGGGGCCCGAGGCCAAGGCGGGCAGCUGUGGCCUGGAACACGAGCUGAGCUGCUCCAAGAACGAGAAGGAGCUCGAGGAGCUGCUUCUGGAAGCCAGUCAGGACUCUGGGCAGGAGACACUGUGACACUUUAGUUCCUUUCCCCCCCUCCCGUCAGUCUUCGAUGAGCUGAGGCCAGAGCCAUGAGAAUCUGCUCACCUUCACCCCCAGCCUCCCUGAGGCCCAGGCCGCCGGGGGUGUGGGGGGCCUUGCUGGGGGCCCCCCGCCCCGCACAACAACACUACAUGGAGUGCAGGAGCUGCAGGGGGUGCCCUCCCCGCCCUGACUUAAGCACUUGUAUCUCUGUGUCCGGCAUUCGAAGGCUCUGGGCUGGGGGGAUGGGAGGAGGAGGUCUCCGAGGACAUCGGCCACCAGGCUGGACGCCUUUUCAAGAGGGCCUGUUCGGCCCGGCUUGCCCUGUGGCGGGCAGGAGUCCCGGGUGGUGGAGGGGUGGCCCCCCCGGUGGCCCCGGGCACAGGACCGGGCGGAGGGGCGGUGAGUGGCGGUGGUGGAGAUGCGGAGAGCAGCCCCAGGUGGGGUGUGGGCCGGGGCUGGGGGUGGGGGGUGGGGGAGCUGGGAGCAGAGAAUCAGAGCUUUCUUUUUCUUAAGUGCAAUAAAUCUAUCAGGGAGCUGGGGCGGGGAGCAGCCAGGGUUCUGGAGACCCUGCUGUCCAGGUCCCUUGAGGCUGCGCCCUGAGAGGCACUACAACCCCCGGGGGCGGUGUGGGUGUGGGGUACGGGUGGGCAGAGGGUGGGGGAGGGGCUCUUCCUGUCGGUGCAACUCUGUUCACACCUUUUCUAAUAAACCAGAGCUGGGUUCACCACA
This is a messenger RNA of Leopardus geoffroyi (Geoffroy's cat), 3204 nucleotides long. RefSeq names its product protein phosphatase 1 regulatory subunit 37 (gene PPP1R37). The record is from RefSeq and is a predicted model, not a curated record. The transcript has 13 exons. Lineage: Eukaryota; Metazoa; Chordata; Mammalia; Carnivora; Felidae. The coding region runs from base 337 to 2466 and encodes 709 amino acids. Gene Ontology annotation, molecular function: protein binding.